UAAAAUUUGUUUGCGGUGGUCAUUUUAGUCUCGAUAGUUAUUCCAACAAACAAAUUGGCCGCUUGAAGGCUAAUGCUGUACCAACCGAAAACCUUCUUGAUGUGUUUACUGAUGAGAGAAUAUUACAGUAUCGAACAGUAAAUGUGUCAUUUGGCAUUCUGAAUAAAUCACAAUCAGUGAUGGCUGAGAAGGAAGUUAAUCUAUCUGAUCGUGUAGCUGAAGUAGGGGAUGGUGUUUGUGAGGUGUUGGAGACUGCUGAAAGUGAUGUCACCAUUCCCAGUUUAAAUAACAUGCAGAGGAGAAAGUGCUGUUAUAAAAUGUGUCUAGAAAACAUGAUUUGUAAGAAAGGUCCAUUUCAUUCAUUCCCCAAGGGUGAAAAAAACCAGGAAAGGCGUUUGAAGUGGAUGCAGAACUCUGGGAAUGAGGAUUUGUUGUCUUUAUCAUUGGCAUCUUUGGACUCAAAAUUUGUUUGCGGUGGUCAUUUUAGUUCUGAUAGUUAUUCCAACAAACAAAUUAGCCGCUUGAAGGCUAAUGCUUUACCAACUGAAAACCUUCUUGAUGUGUUUACUGAUGAAGUAAUGUUGGGUGUGUUAGGUCAUGAUGAAUGUUUACGUAAUGUUAAUGUUGUAUCUGCUAGUAGUGGUUGCUCUGUUUCUUGUUCUAGCCGUGUUGAAUCAAAUUAUGUGUCUUUAAUAACGCCAAAUGAUGAUGUGAUAGGUGUUGUGAGGAAAAAUAUUUGGCGUUCAUGUUGUUUCGUUGGAUGCGAAUCUGAUGGUAGUCAUCGAGUGCUUCAUCAAUUUCCAAAAUUGUAUUGCAAUGGCCAAGUUGAUAUGGUUAAUGUGGAAAAGUAAGUUUUUGUGUUGUGAAGUUGUAUGAAGGCACACUAAUUGUUGUUUUCUGAUGUCGUUUUCUUUCAAACUUCAGGUUGAGA
Frankliniella occidentalis (western flower thrips) is the source of this 931-nucleotide messenger RNA. RefSeq lists its product as uncharacterized. The coding region runs from base 180 to 851 and encodes 223 amino acids. The record is from RefSeq and is a predicted model, not a curated record. Lineage: Eukaryota; Metazoa; Arthropoda; Insecta; Thysanoptera; Thripidae. The transcript has 5 exons.